Seriola dumerili (greater amberjack) is the source of this 2926-nucleotide messenger RNA. RefSeq names its product family with sequence similarity 189 member A2 (gene entrep1). The transcript is spliced from 11 exons. The record is from RefSeq and is a predicted model, not a curated record. Gene Ontology annotation, cellular component: membrane. NCBI's taxonomy places the organism in Eukaryota, Metazoa, Chordata, Actinopteri, Carangiformes, Carangidae. Bases 168 to 2048 code for a protein of 626 amino acids.
CCAAACUAUGUGAAAGUCAAUCCCAGCAGCCCGCGUGUUAUUUUAGACUGGACACCAUGAUGGUACCGAGCUGCUCCGGUGAACCCAGCGAGGAUCCACCCGUCAAUACGCCGCUGUAGUCCCUUUAACGGCCUCUGUUUUCCGCCCUGCCCGUCGAUCCGUCUCAGAUGUCGCUCCCGGUGGUGCUGCCGGGGUCUUGCUGUCCGGUUACCGGGGCUUCGCAGCUCGCAGAGCCGUCGUACAGAAACAGACCCCGUGGCUUGUCUGCUUCCUCCCGGUUCGCCGGCGGCGGCUCUCGGCUACUGCUGCCCGGGCGGCCGCUGCUCUCGCUGGGCUUGUUGCAGCUGCUGCUCGGCGGCUCCAUGGUGGCGCUGUCCUUCGGAGCUCUGUCCCUCAGCAGCUCACCUGCCAUCCGGAACUCGUGUCCCUUCUGGGCGGGCUCCUCGGUCAUCCUGUCAGGCAUUGUCGGCCUCACAACAUGGAGAAGACCCAUGCUGCUGCUGGUCAAUGUGUUUGUCCUGCUGUCUGUGGUGUGUGUGCUCCUUAAUCUGGCUGGAUUCAUCCUGUGCUGCCAGGGAGCCCAGCUGGUUUCCAGUAUGACCAGCUGCCAACUGAGUGAGGAUGGAGAUGUGUGUUACUGCUGCUCCCUCUCCCCCUCCUCCACCUGUCCCGAGGAGAAGCUGCUGGAGCUCCACCCAGCCCACUCCUGCGGCACCAUGAGGAUCCUGCUGAAGAAAGUUUUGUUUGCUCUCUGCGCUCUGAACGCGCUGACCACAGCUGUGUGUCUGAUGGCAGCUGCUCUGAGGUACCUGCAGAUCUUCUCCACCAGAGCUCCCUGCAUGGACGAGCCCAGGGCCACGGUGGAGGAAAGGGAGGAGCCUCCUCAGGUCCCAGAUCCAGAUGAGUUUGUGGCUCCAGCCCCUCCCCCCUCCUACUUCUCCACUUUCUACUCAUGUACACCACGUCUGACAUGCCGGACACUCGGGGACAGCGUGAUCCCUCUCCCUCAUAUCUACGGGGCCCGGAUCAAAGGGGUGGAGGUCUUCUGUCCUCUGGAUCCUCCUCCUCCAUAUGAGGCUGUUGCUGGAAGCUCCACUAACACAGACACACAGGAAACAGAGAUUCCUCUGACUGAACUGCCUGUGAACACCACCACCACUCCACCUCCUCCAACCUGUGGUGCAGACCUGAGUCUCCAAACCGUGUCAGUGUCACCAGGCGUGGUUGACCAGGCCAAGUCCCAGCUCCAGCCUCUUCCUCCUUCUCUUCCUCUUCAGCAGCCACAUGCUCCAGGACCCACCCCCUGGAGAAGAGCAGGGAUCCGUCACUCCAGCAGUGACCCAGUGUUGAUGGACCUCGCUGCUAAAGGGUGGAGCAGCAGCGACACUCCCCUCGCUCCAUCUCCCCAGACGACAGACUCCUCCACCCAGACCUCCCAGCCCACACUGGCUGCCCACGCCCAGGGCCAGGUCACGCUGCGACGGGGCAACAACGACAGCAGGACCCCCCGCCGGCCCCGUCCGUCCUCCAUGGUGGACUACCAGAGCUACCGACACACGCAGCACCUGGUCAGGAGGAUUCUUGAGCAGCCGGCCGCCCAGGGACUGGCCCCCGAGGUCCAGGAGCUGGUGGACAGCAUUCGAAACGUCCUGCAGUCAGAUGAGGAGCACAUGGAGGAGGCUGUGCGCUGUGCCAGUUACAUAGAACAGGUGUUCACUGACUCAGAGAUGGGUCCCAGUCAACCACCCCAGCAGCAGCAGCAGCAGCAGCAGCAGCAGCAGCCAGCUGCCAGUUCCUCCCAGACUUUCCCCCGCCCCCCCAGGAGGAGGUGCGGUGUGCUGCACCUGCGGAGCUGUGGGGACCUCAGCUCAUUCACCUGUGCAGAGUCUCCGGAGCGUCAAGGAAAUAAUAGAGAAGUGGUGUCAGGGGCGGGCUCUAGGGUGGGUUCAAGAGCGGGGUCGAGGACGGGGUCGAGGACGGGGUCCCGCCUGGAUCGUCCUGAUCGCCCUCACAGUCUGAUCGGAGUCUUCAGAGAGACAGUGCUCUGAGGGAGAACCAGCUGGAUGCUGCCCCACCUGUCACUAUAUAAACUGAUCUAACCCAUGGACUGCAAAUCCCACCACUGAGGAGGUGUGUGUGUGUGUGUGUGUGUGUGUGUGUGUGUGUGUGUGUGUGUGUGUGUGUGUGUCUCUGUUUAUUAGUGAAAUAGAAAACUUGUCCUGAGACACUGAACGCAUCAUCCACCUGCUGCAGGUAUCUCUCUGUUAUUUAAUGCUUAGACAAAUUGACUUAACGAUUAAAGUGAGUUAAACUUUAUUUUAUGAGUCCAUCAUUUCUUAAUUAUUUCCAACAAGUUUCUUAGAAAGAAAUGAAAUCAUCCGGAUGUUCAUGAUUUAUUGAUCAUUGAAACUUCAUGUUUCACUCACCUGCUGAACACUGAUCCUUUGUCAGUUAAUUAGAAUGAAAAUAUGCCAUUUGAACACAGUCUAAAUUCUUUGCAGGAAACUGAUUGGAAAUGAUGUGAAAACUACAAAUACUACUUCAAUAAAAGUGUUCCCACUGAGGAAGGAGGUUUGUCUGUUGUCAAUGAAGCUUGGUUGAUAACUGAACAAAAAGAAAUGAUCACAGUUAAAUCAGUGAGUAAACUGUGCCUCUGUUGUGAAGCAGCUGGUGUUAUAGCAGAGGUAUUAUAAAGAGGAGGACGUGAAACAGCCAUGUAGUUCCCUGUGUCACCACUGUCAGCUGUGUUGAGGUGAAAGCUCUACACAGAUCUAUUUAACCUCUGAGUGAACAGCAGAGCCUCAAGAACAAUGAACUGAUUGUUGUGUUAAAGAGUCGGACUAACGUCACAUCCACAUCGUGUACAGUGAUGACAGAGACUUGUGUUUAUAAUGACCUCUCAUGUCUGUGGGACUCAGAUGGUCAU